ACGGCGACAUCCGUUCGGGUGGUGAUCACAAAGCACACGUGCCCCCUACGAACAGACCAAGAACUUCUACCAUCUCCAAACACAUCCGCCAUAGUUGAUUGAAUCUUCUCUGGAAUGGUCAAGAUCAAGUUCAAUGGCGUGGCUUGCGUCCUGGGACUUACUGCAGUGCUAGUGAACAUGAUCACACUACCACUUCGAGGUCUGGUCCUCCCCACUGUCCAAUUGCUCGACACACCACAGGCCCUUCUCGCGUGCGACUACAUUUGCGACAGUGUCAUGCUGACGUUGUUUGUGCUUCAGCUCGUGUGCUGUCGACCCGCGAGUGCUUUAGCAACCACCACCAACCCAACGACGUCCCUUGCUUCGAUGGCCGCAGCAGCAGCAGCCAUCACCACGACAUCCCCUCAGCGCGUUCGCUUGUGGAUCGAAUGCAUCGCGUUCGUUCCAUUAGAUCUCUUUGCGGACGUGAUGAUGGGUUUCCAAGGCAACUUUGGUCUGUGGCGGCUCAACCAUGUGCUGGCAAUUGUGCCGUUUCUUCGGUACCUGCGUAUCACGGAAGGGUACUUUUGGCGCAUGAGUGUGCAGAUGCGCCGCACCAUGUAUAUCCUUACGAUCCUUCCCAUGUGUUCGCACUGGUUUGCAUGCAUUUGGUUCUACAUUGCGUACGUCGAACGCCACGACACGUACUCGUGGACGAACCAGGCCAUGUACCCCCAAUUUUACAACACCAGCACGACCACCAAGUACCUGCGGUCGAUCUACUGGUCGGCGACCAUGCUCACCACGGUCGGGUUCGGCGACGUCACUGCCGUGACCCGCGUCGAGACGUUCAUGUCCAUCUUGGUGAUUUACAUGGGCAUAUUGAUCUCGUGCGCGUCCAUCGCGUGCGUGCUCAAGCUGAUGGAACAUGCCGAUCGCAACCAGAUGGCGCUUCAAGAACGCCUCGACGAUGUCUGCGGGUACUUGGAAUGGCGCAACGCAAGCGACGACCUCGUGGACCGGGCGCUGUCGUCUGUUCGAGCGUCGUUCGUCCCCCAAAUCGAAACCACCCGGGCCGAGUUGGCCACCCAGCUCCCCCACGCAUUGCGCACGCGGCUACAGAUCGAGCACGAAGAAGUGCUCGUGCACACGGUGCCGCGGUUCCAGACAGCCAGCAAGUCCCUCCGCGCCGCCAUCUCCGAGCACGUCGUGUACGUGAGCAAGGCGCCCGGGGACGUGCUCUUGGCCGAGGGGCAGGCGUUGGGCGGUGUUUACCUCCUUCAACGAGGCGAUGCCACGUACGUUCUUGGGGGGGUUGUGGUCAAGGCCUUGGAACUCCACGAGUACUUUGGUGAGGACGCUCUCUUCAGUGCCGACGAAGUUACGCCGUACGCGGUUGUGUGCGACUCGGCGUGCGAGUUUGUGUUUCUUGGACGCAGUCAUUUCCAAGACAUGUGGCAACUGGAGCAAGAUCGGCAUCCCGACGCGGCGAUGGGCGACGAUGUGGACAGUGACGACAGCGGGGGCGGGCACAUUCUGGCCAAACAUGCCGCGACCGCGAUGGACUCGAACGCGGCGACAUCCACCCGACGACGGCGAUGGUGCCGCGUCACAUCGGCGGACUGGCUCCCCAACUCCAUGUUCCGCCGCCUCUGGACGUUGGUGUGCUUUGGCGGGCUACUCUACAACAUCUACGCCGUGCCCCGCGACUGCGCGUUCUUUCGGUCGCACAACCGGUUCGAAGACCCGGAUGCGGAAGCGUUGGUGGACUUAGGCCUCUUCUGGGGAUUCGACCUGCUCUUCCUCGUCGACUUUUUUCUGCACUGUCGACGUUUUUACGUCGAAUACGACGGCCACCUUGUCACAGACAGACGUCGGUUGUUCCGCCGGUACACGCGUUCCUUCUGGUGUGUCAUCGACGUUGUGUCCAUCCUUCCAUUGGAUUUGAUCUGUCUGGGGGGCUGGUAUUCCAUGCGGGACCUCCCCUUCUUUCGCGUGAACAAGAUUGUGCGCCUAUUGCACUUGACCGAGUACUUCGAAGUGGCCGAGGCGCUGUUGCUGUCAAGGUUCCACGUACAUGUGUUUUCUAGGCGUAUCUUCCGCAUCGUGUCCAUCUUGAUCCUGUCAGGGUACCUCGUGGGCUGUUUUUGGUACUACAUUGCUGAAAUCACCGCUGUCGUGUAUCCCGAUGCGAACUGGGUGCACGUGGACCAGUCCAACCCGCGGUUUUACUUUAAAUCGUACGCGCACAACCGGUUCUACGUCCUUCGGUCCAUGUACUUUGGGUACAUUGGCGGGUCGACGCUCGGCUUUGGCGACAUCGUGCCCGUGAAUCCAUAUGAAACCAUGAUUGCCACCAUCAUGCUGCUCUACGGCGCCAUCCUCAAGCCCGCGCUCGUCGGCGGCGUCGCGUCCUUGCUUUUAACCCGCAACAAAACCCAAGUCACGCACCAAAAGAUGCUUGUCGGGUUCAAGUGGCUGGUCACGUCGCACAAGUUGCCUGAAGCAUUGAAGGAUCGCGUGUUGGGGUACUUUGAGUUUAUGUGGGAGCACGAGUAUUACGAGAAGGAAGCAUCCAUCUUGGAGGAGGCCGUACCCGAUCUGAGGUGGGAAAUUGUGCAGACUAUGUGCCGCAACGACGACCCGAACGCGUACUUCUUUCGCCAUGUCAACGAAGACGGGAUGCGCGCCGUGUAUGCAGCGAUGACGCCGCAGCUGUGUAUUCCUCACGAAGUUAUCGACGUUCCCAAAGGGGCGCUGGGCAUUCUUGUGUCUGGCCACAUGGUCGUCCGCUGUGUCGUCACCGCGUUGGCAGGAGAAGGUAGUGACGAUCACGAAAUGGAACUCGACGAGACGGACUCGCUGUUUCGGCGCACGUUUGGGUUGGACACGUUCUUGAGCUUUGGCAUGGAAGCCAACGAAGAAGGAAGGAUUGGUGGCAACCACACAACCAAGACGUCGUUUCGAUCCGGAUCCGACUUUUGCGAAGUGCUGUGGCUCCGUGCCAAGGACGUGGCCGAUAUCUUGGCCAGUCAAAUGUCGACGUGGCAGUCGUUGCGACAUGACAUGCAACUGUCGUUGGAAAGCAACAUUGCCACGAACGACGUCGAGAACGAUGACAACGACGAUCCAGGCGGCGGUGGCAUCGUGGACUUGAUGACCACAACCAUGACCAAGCUCGGAGAACUCCCCACCACGGUGAAAUCGUCCAUGCAAGCGACGCUUGGCCACCUGUCCUGGCCUUCGUCAUCGCACGUCGUCCCGAUGGCGUCCACCCCCCAACUGUUCCCCUUUGAGCCCCCCACCGGCGCUACCUCCGCCGAACGCCCCCCGUCAGCAGCAGCCACAUCGUCCCGCCCUCGCCCGGACCGUCCCAGAAAGAAACACCGCAAGGGCAAAGUUGCCAAGUGGACACCGACGUCGAAAUCGACCCUGGAAAAAGACGCGUUGAUCAAAAGUCGGUUCCAUCCCAAGUCGCGGUUCCGCCGUGUCUUGAACGUGCUUGUGGUGCUCGCAUUGCUCUAUAACGCGUUCCUGGUGCCGUUUCGCCUGGCGUUCUUCUCAUCGUUGCAACCCGUGUCGUAUUUGUAUGGGUUUGUCGUGGAUUACGUCCUCGACGGGCUGUUCAUGGUGGAUAUUGGGAUGAAAUACCGGUACCACCUGCUUCGCCUUCGUCAAGACAAUGCGCUGCUGUCGUUCUCGUUCCACUGGACCGUGUGGCAGUCGCUCAAGUGGGAUAUUGUGUGCGGGUUCCCCGUCGAGGUGUUUGCAAUUGACUUUGUCCGACGGCACCCCGAGAAACUCGUGACUGUGCUCACGGUCUGCCGCAUCCCCAAGGUGUUUCGCCUGCGAUACUUUACGAUCCGGAUCAAAGAGCUGGCCCAAACCGCGUGCCGCAACCGACCGCAAUGGAGCGACUUUGUCGUCGUGUGCCGGUACUUUUUGUUCAUUUUGUUCUUUACGCACUUGUUGGCGUGUGGGUGGCACUACUUGGCGUUCGCGGACAAGGGGUUGUUUCCGUGGUAUACGGACUGUAACUUGCUCGACAAUGUCCACGUCAACGCCGACAGCGCCACGGACGAGGCGUCGUGUUUGUUUGCUGGGACGUGGGUCGAAUACCAGAUCCACGGGCUGUACCUGCCCAAGGACGGGGGGACGAUCUGGGAGCGGUACUCGCGGUGCUUCAACUAUGCGAUUCAAAUGCUGCUGGUCGUGAGCGCCGGCAUCAUCGUGCCCGUCAACAUGGUAGAAACAAUCUUUUGCAUCGGCGCGAUAUUUGCUGGCAUCUUCUUCAGCGCGGGCAAGAUUGGCGUGAUUGGUGAAAUCAUUUUGAAAGUGGACGCUGCGUCCACGUCUAUCCGACAGGCCACGGACGCCCUCGCCAAGUACAUGGCGUUCCACAAGAUGCCCCAACACUUGACCGACAAGGCGCUUGGGUUUAUGGAGUUUUUGUACCGAAAACGGCGCAAACUGUUGUUUCAAGAAGAUGAGAUCAUCGACAUGUUGCCGCGCCAGCUGCGUGACGCCAUUGUCGACCACUGCAAACGCACGCGGCUGGUGCAAAGUGACUUGUUUGCGACGCUGCCGUACGAGGUCGUGGCCGCGAUGGCCAAGCAGUUGAAGCCCCGGGCAGUCGCCCCUGGAGACGUGCUGGUCGAGGCGCAGCGGUACAGUCGCAGCAUGUUCUUCGUCAAGCCUGGAAGUGUGCAAUACCAGGACCCGAGUAUCGCGACAAAACACAGCAAAGCCCUCGAUGUGUUUGGGGCGCGGAGUUUGCUCUUGGACGAACCCCAUCCCCAUACGAUCUGUGCGUGUAUGUUUACCGAAGCAUAUGUGCUACGGGAGACUGGUAUUGAGGCGGUGUUUAGUGACUUCCCCGAGCUCAAGCAGCAACUCAUCGAUCGGAUCGAUGAUACCAAGACCGACGACCUAGUCAACGACGACGUGGUUCUUGUGGCGGAGGCGUCGUCAUCUAUGACUGUGGACGUCAAGUCGGACGACGAAGAAGCCGCCGCCACUCCGAUGGGGAGGGGAAGAAGUCUGAGCGACAGUCGGGACGAAUCGGCAUUGUCUGGGGCCACCAUCGCGCGCACAUGGACCGAGCCGGACUCGCGAUUCCGCCGCGCGUGGGACGGUGUGCUGUUUUGGACGACGCUGUACAUUUUGAUCAUGCUGCCUCUGCGCGCCACGUACCUCGUGGAAGAUCGUGUGGACACGGUGCACGAGCUGGCCGUGUGGUACGGAGGCGACGUCUUGGCGCAGUUGUUGUACGCGCUGGAUACGUAUUGGAGCUACAACCACUUUGCCUUUAUGGACCACUCGAAAAUGAUUCGCCAUCGGCUGAAAAUCCGCGAAAACUACCGGUCCUACUUGCUCCUGGACAUCGUGUCCAUCGCGCCGUACUGCCUCGGGUCGUUUGUUGUCGGGUUGCCGGCACUCAAGUUCCUGGUCAUGCCGCUACUGCUGCGUGCGAAGCGGUUCCCGCGGUACUUGCGCCGAUUUUCGCGCAACUUUCAGUUCUUUGUGUGCCGACUGAGCGGCAGCAUGCUCCACAUAUUGCACUGUAUCCUGUACUACGUAAUCAUGGUGCACUGGUGGGCCUGUCUAUGGAUGUUUCUGCAUCGGUACGUUGAAAAGCACUCGGCAUUGACGUGGGCUGUGCGCGAUCCAUACAUGGGCGGCGGCAAGUUGUCCGUGUGGGACCCACAGACCAACACCCACAACAUUUGCACGUCCAUGAUCGACUGUUAUGUUCGUGCGUAUUACUUUGUGAUUACGUUCAUCGGGACCGUGGGGCUGGGCGAUAUUCGCACGGGGGGGCAUUUGGAGUACUUUUUCGAAAACGUCGAGGCGCUGUGCGGGUCGUUCUUGUUUGCCGCACUCACGUCGUGUUUUGCCUCGUAUUUUCAGUACGCUGACACGUUUGGAAAAGGCGCGACGCAGGCCAAGUUAAGUACGUUGGCCAGCUACUUUCGAGUGGCGCACACGACCAAGCCGACGGCUCGGGCGAUCGUGGCCAACAUGAAGCUGUGGUGCCAUCGCACGGGUGGGGGCCUUGUUGAGCAUGCCGUCGCGGCGUACUUGCCCGUGCCCCUACGGGUAGAGAUGGCGACGUUUGUGACCCGUCGCCUCCUCUCGACGUCACCGGUGCUGUCGUCCGUCGACAGCUAUAUCCGCGACCUGCUCGUCCUGACGCUGCAUUUUCAAGUUGUGCUCGCGGGUGCGUCGAUGUACGACGCCGGCGACAGUUUGGACGAAGUCGCGUUCGUGUCCACCGGCAGUGUGAAACUCGUCGUCCUCGUGACGAAGGGUGGCAAUGACGACAACGGCCACCACGACCUCAUGGUAACGUCGGCAUGUUCACAUGACACACGGGUCGUGGUGGGUGACGCCGGCUGCCACGUCGGUCGGGCCGAAGCCGGGCCGUGUCUACAUGCCGUCGCCGCCCUGGAACACGUCGAGCUGUACGUGCUGGAUGCGACUGGCAAGCGCGACGUGCUGAGCCACAUGCCUCGCGAGAGUCGGCAGGCGUUUCUGGCACACCUGGAUGCGACAUCGUUGCAUGCGAGUAUGGAGAAUCAGGGUGGGGAUGUACCUACGACGAGGCAUGGUGUGUGUGAGAUGGGACUGAACCGAGAAGACGAAGAUGAGAUCAGUGACGACGACGAUGACGACGAAGGCAAUGGCCCGACGUGGCUUGCGCUGCCCCAGUCGUUUUUUAAAUGAUAACUCAAGACCGCGCAUAUUGCA
This is a messenger RNA of Aphanomyces astaci, 6729 nucleotides long. RefSeq lists its product as hypothetical. The record is from RefSeq and is a predicted model, not a curated record. The transcript is spliced from 5 exons. The coding region runs from base 115 to 6705 and encodes 2196 amino acids. Gene Ontology annotation, molecular function: protein-containing complex binding; potassium channel activity. Lineage: Eukaryota; Oomycota; Saprolegniomycetes; Saprolegniales; Verrucalvaceae. Gene Ontology annotation, biological process: potassium ion transmembrane transport. Gene Ontology annotation, cellular component: membrane.